Molecule: messenger RNA, 2942 nt
Organism: Dichomitus squalens LYAD-421 SS1
Lineage: Eukaryota; Fungi; Basidiomycota; Agaricomycetes; Polyporales; Polyporaceae
Exons: 1
Coding region: 1-2187 (728 amino acids)
Source: RefSeq, a predicted model, not a curated record
AUGCUCAUCCGCAUCUUGCCCGUCCACCCCUCCCCGAACAUCCUCUUCACGCUCACCCUCCCGGACCCCACCCACGACGCGAAGGUCGACUGUCCCCCCGCAUGGCGCGCGCAGGCGAACAUGGUAGAGGAGAUGCAGGACGAAGGGUUCGGCGUCGAGGCCCCGCGAAACAUCCACGCAAUGGACAAGGCGGCGUGGCACAGCGCGCUCAUGACCGAGGUCGUCUUCGACGUGCCCGCGCGCACCGUGUCGUGCACCUUCGUCGACGGCGCGCACGUCACGUGGCCGCUGGCGCCCAAGGGCGACUCCGGCAAUUGCCUCGCCGCGCUCGAGGAGGUCGUCGAGGACGUGCAGGACUCCGCGGCGGAGCUCGAGCGCGAGCGCGCGCGGUACUCUGGCGACGCGUACCUGCACGAGAUCCCCAGCCCGACGGCGUCCACGUUCUCGAACGCGGGGCAGCAGCCCACGCAGUCUGUUUCGUCGAAGCACAAGCGGCAGAGGUCGCUCUUCUCGUCUAUUGUCUCCGCGCUCAAGGGUGCGCUCUCGGACGGCAGCUCAAGCCGGAACCCUACGCUGCCCUUGUCCCUGCCCCCGAUCAAGAUCCCUUCGUCCUCCUGCCACUCCCGCACCACUUCGACGUUCUCGCGGACGCAGCGCUCGCCCCCAAUGUCGCCUGUGACGGAGCGGCCUGUCUUCCAGCUCCGCGUGCGGCCGCGCGCGCCCAUCCCCCUCCCUGAGCACUGCAAGGUGCGCACGCACUCAGAACGCCUGCGGCAUCGCGCACGGUCCAAGCUGGUCGACACCCUGCGGAGAUACGUCUUCCCGAUGUUCUCGACCACGGACUCGCCCUCGUUCGCAUCGAUCGAGUGCGCCCCUGAGGUUCUCGCGCAGGAGUACGGUUUUCCGCCUGGGCUGUACCCGGCCUGGAUCGGGCGAAGCGUGCUGCGGAAGACGGAGGAGCGCAUGCGCGAGAUGAUCGUCGAGGCGAACGCGCACGGCUUCGGGCACCCGCUCGGCUACACGCUGAAGGGCCACCCGCAGACCGUCGCGCAGCUGCGCGACGCCGAGGACGAGGAGGACGACGCGUCCGCGGCGACGAGCCUCAGCACGACGAGCGUGAGCACGGAGACGGACGGCUCGUCCGUGCACACGCCGACGGACUCCCCCGUCCGCUCGCCGUUCUGCUCGGGCGUCGCGCCGCCGCCCGGCGGCCCCCCGCGCCUGUCCGCGCUCGAGACGAAGGCGCCGCCGCACGUCCCGCGGAGCCCGUCCCCGCCCUCGCCCGCGUUCGACUUCGACAUGUCGACGUACCACGUGCUCUCGUCGAUCCGCACGCGCCUGCUGCACCUCCUCGCGCGGCUGGACUCGUCGCCGCGCCAGAUCGGCGCGCGUUCGCGCUGCGGGUCCGACCUCACCAUCCUCGAGAUCAAGAGCCGGCGGCGCGCGUGGAGCUCGCGGGACUACGUCGGGGGCGCGCGGAUGAACCUCGUCGGGCUCGCGACGCCCGUCUACAGCUCGCCGCUCGCGCGCUGCGAGCCCGUCACCGCGGAGACGCUUGCGCGCAUGCAGGCACAGGCCUCCUCCGCGAGCCCGCAGUCCCCGGCGAGCCGCUCUUUGGGCGGUCUCGCGGACCUGAGCGAGGAGUUCGGCGUGAGCGCCAGCGUGAGGGUCGGCAUCCGGGCGGUGACGAAGGAGAUGGACGCGCAGCUGUUCCCUGUGUGCGAGGAAGAGGAGGACGAGCUGAUCCAGAACACGACGUUCUACCAGGCGUCGGCGGCGGGGUUCGCGCUCGACGACUGCCCGGACGACGACCUCUGGCGCGACAUGCGCGAGCUCGACCUCGAGAGCGGGCUGCUCGCGUUCCCGCGGCCCGGGCCGACGCCCCUCCAGAGCGGCGGCGCGAAGGCGCCGGCGUACGCGCACGUCGCGCACCCGAUGACGCGCACGCGGACGCAGAGCAUGCGCAAGGAGCACGCGCGGCUCCCGCAGAACGCGCUGCUGUGCCAGCCGCUGAACGUGAAGGUGCCGGUGCCGGUGAUGCUGGACCGGGGCGAGGCGUUCGACGAUGCUCUCCGGGUCGACGACAUCGAGCGCGAGGGGCUCGGCGGGGAGUUCACGCUGUCGAUGGACCUGCCGCCGCCGCGGCGAGGGUGGCUGCAGGACGACGCGGACGUGGCGUGCCGGUGACGGCGGACGCUGCGGCUCGUGUCGACCUUCGGUGUAUGCUCCUCUUCUUUCUCGUCAUCAUCGCCUGCUCUGUAUCAUAGCUUCGCGUCGCUUUUGGCCCUCCUGCGUCCUCCUUCGCGCUGGGUGGCGUGUGGCGGCCCAUGGUGGUUUAGCACGUUUCCCUUCUUCCUCGUGGACGGCCUAGCGGGCGGUCAGUUCUGUCUGAUGUGGCCCGGGUCGCAGAUCAGCUGCGCGACCUGAUCUCACGCUGGUCAUCACCUUCCGCUGUCGUCCUCGCCUUCUGUUCGAUCUAGCGUCGGCACCCAUCGAGUCCACUAGACGUCCCUUGGCACUUCUCCUAUCUCGUCCAUCCACGACGCCUCGUCAUCAUCUUCCAUCUCCUGAUUCGGAUUCCGUAUCGUAUCGUAUUCUCCGGUAUUCUGGCACGUUCGUCGACAUCCUCGGCUGCAUCAUCAUGGUCCCCUUCGCACAUCCAUCAUUCGAACAUCGGCCCGUCCAUCCAUUCAUCAUCGCUUCUGCCCACAUCCAUUCAGUGCUUUUGUCCAAUGUCCAUUGCUCUCGCAUCUGUUUUCGCAUAUAAUCACCUCCUUCCGCAUUCGCUGUAGAUAUACAUCGCAUAGUGCCCUGGUCCCUGGUCCCAGACUUCCGAGUGCGCGCGGGUCUGCUGGCCCGCCGCCCGCCUUACAGGGCUGCCCACUCACAACACAUACACAUAUCAACCCUUGCUCCUUCCGCCCAUCAUUAGCCCCCGUGGU